ACUCUGAGCCGUCGUCCAUCGAGGUACGCCCGUCACUAUACGUCGUUUCGUUCACCGAACGAGAAUUCCGGUACCGAAGCCUCGUUUCUAUUCGCCGACGAUCGAUUUCUAUGGAAAGAUCACACCUUAUGAGGCACCGUGCCGCGUUGUUGCGAGUUCAACUAGUACGAAUAACUGGAACGGUCCGAAACGUGCGUAAAUAUUCCUUUACCCGUGACGACACGUUUAAAAGCUAGAAUUCUCGGCCUUAUUUCACAUGAUAAAAUAAAAAUAUCACGAUGAUCCAAACGAAAUUCUAAAAAAAAAGUGUCGAAACAUAUGCGUAUAUUUAUCGAAUAUUCGAAAUAUUCGAAUACGUGUUGUUUAAAGAGAAUAGGUAGAAUUUCAAAUAUGUGCAAUAAAAUGGACGAAUCAGCAAGAAAUUGAUGAGGUUAUUCAAAAAAGGAGAUGUUCCACGGAUAAUGGACAUGGUGAGGGAAAAGCCGAGACCCCGAAGUGUGAGCGAAAUGCUCGAUUGGCGAUGUAUUGUCAGAAACAAAGGCGACAUAGGUACUGACGACACGUGCGUGAACGUGCCCUUUCUCGAGGACUAUGAAAAGGAUCCGGAAAUGCGUCGCCGGAAACGUUCCGGUACUUGGCCGAGAACAAGAAGUUUAAACGCACCUAGUCCGAUUCAACAAUUUGGGCCAUGCGGACGCAUCAUGAAGAAUUCUGCGAUGGUGAUGACCAUACAAGAUCCAGCCUCCCAGAGGUUGACGUGGUACAAGCCACCGCUCACUGUUCUGGUUAUCAAAAAAGUCCGGGAUUCCUCGGUACUGCCACCAUUUGUACAAUUAGUUACAUGGCUAAUAGAAGAAAAACGGAUGGUAGUAUUCGUAGAGGCAUCAGUCCUGGAAGAUCCAGCCUUGGCUAGGGAUCUCAGAUUUCAAGAGGUUCGAGAUAGGUUACAGACUUUCAGAGAUGGCACGGAUGAUCUACAGGAUCGUAUCGAUUUCAUUGUCUGUCUGGGAGGCGAUGGAACGCUUCUCUAUGCAAGUUUGCUAUUCCAACAAUCGGUACCUCCAGUGAUGGCAUUUCAUCUUGGUUCCUUAGGAUUCCUCACGCCUUUCGAAUUCGAUAAUUUUCAAGAACAAGUAACGAACGUAUUAGAAGGUCACGCGGCUUUGACCCUGAGGAGUCGACUGAAAUGUAUCAUCAUGCGAAAAGGAGAGGAGAACAAGGAGACAAAACCGCCACGAACGGAAUUACUGGUGCUGAACGAGGUCGUAGUCGAUCGAGGUCCGUCCCCAUAUCUCUCAAACAUCGACCUCUUCAUCGAUGGUAAACAUGUGACCAGUGUACAGGGUGAUGGCCUGAUCGUAAGCACGCCGACCGGGUCUACGGCGUAUGCUGUUGCGGCUGGAGCCAGCAUGAUUCAUCCUUCUGUACCUGCGAUCAUGAUUACACCGAUCUGCCCUCACUCUUUGUCCUUCAGGCCGAUCGUUGUGCCUGCCGGCGUCGAAUUGAAGAUAAUGGCGAACAGCAGUGCUUGCAACACAGCUUACGUCUCCUUCGAUGGUCGCAAUCAGCAAGAACUACGUAUCGGGGAUAGUUUAAAAGUAACAACAUCUAUCUAUCCAGUGCCCAGCAUUUGCGCUGCCGACCAAAUUACCGACUGGUUCGAUUCACUGGCAGAGUGUUUGCACUGGAACGUUCGCAAGAAGCAGAAACACUUGGAUGAACUGAGCGACUUGACUCAUUCAUCUAGCAACGAUACGCUAGAUUCUCUCGAUCGUGAUAGCUAGAUCAGGCAAACGAGUCAUAGACUGAACCAAUACAAUCACUUAUACAUCAAGCCCUACAAAUAAUUAUGUUAAAUCAUUUAACGAAUCGAUAAUCGAUUAAGGUUCGAUAAAAAAAAUCAAUGACUCAUUGCGCACGAUGCACGAAAAGGGCAAGUUGUAUAACUUGUGUUCUAACUUGUGUUCGUUCUGUCAUAAAAACAGAAGAGAAUGAACUCGUCUAGUAAUUAUUAAAAGAACUGAAAUAUCGUACAUGGAGGCACUAUUAACGCGAUUUACAGUUCAGCAGAACUCGAAGUUCUCAAAAGAAAUAAUAAUAUUUCGAUACGUUCAAAAGUAAAUGCCGGGAUUGUUCGUCUUCACGAAAUAAAAGAUUGUAAAGACUUGUGGCUAUAAUCUGUGCAUUGAAAAGCACAACAGAAGUGUUUUCUAUGUCCAACGCAUAAUUCUACAGUGAUAUUUCACUCUAAUUUGCAAAA
Messenger RNA from Apis florea (little honeybee), 2260 nucleotides. Its product is annotated as NAD kinase. Gene Ontology annotation, molecular function: NAD+ kinase activity. Lineage: Eukaryota; Metazoa; Arthropoda; Insecta; Hymenoptera; Apidae. The record is from RefSeq and is a predicted model, not a curated record. Gene Ontology annotation, biological process: NADP+ biosynthetic process; NAD+ metabolic process.